AUGGGUCACGAAGAUGCUGUGUAUCUCGCCAAGCUGGCCGAGCAGGCUGAGCGCUAUGAAGAGAUGGUCGAGAACAUGAAGAUUGUCGCUUCUGAGGACCGUGAUCUUACUGUCGAGGAGCGCAAUCUCCUGUCCGUCGCUUACAAGAACGUGAUCGGUGCCCGACGUGCCUCUUGGCGAAUCGUCACCUCCAUCGAGCAGAAGGAGGAGUCCAAGGGCAACUCGUCCCAGGUCGGCCUUAUCAAGGAGUACCGACAGAAGAUCGAGAACGAGUUGGCCAAGAUCUGCGAUGAUAUCCUCGAUGUCUUGGACAAGCACCUGAUCCCUUCCGCCAAGUCUGGCGAGUCUAAGGUCUUCUACCACAAGAUGAAGGGUGACUACCACCGUUAUCUCGCCGAGUUCGCCGUUGGUGACCGGCGAAAGGAGUCUGCCGACAAGUCUCUUGAGGCUUACAAGGCUGCCACCGAGGUUGCCCAGACCGAGCUUCCUCCCACGCACCCCAUUCGUCUCGGCCUUGCCCUUAACUUCUCCGUGUUCUACUAUGAGAUUCUGAACGCUCCUGACCAAGCUUGCCACCUUGCGAAGCAAGCUUUCGAUGACGCGAUUGCCGAACUUGACACCCUGAGCGAGGAGAGCUACAAGGACUCGACUCUGAUCAUGCAACUCCUCCGAGACAACUUGACCCUCUGGACUUCUUCCGAGGCUGAGCCUCCCGCAGAGUCAGCAGCGGCUCCCGCCCAGGAAGCCGAGAAGGCCACCGACACUCCCACUGAGGAGCCCAAGGCCGCCGAGUAA
Messenger RNA from Annulohypoxylon truncatum, 795 nucleotides. RefSeq names its product putative 14-3-3 family protein ArtA. The coding region runs from base 1 to 795 and encodes 264 amino acids. Lineage: Eukaryota; Fungi; Ascomycota; Sordariomycetes; Xylariales; Hypoxylaceae. The record is from RefSeq and is a predicted model, not a curated record. Gene Ontology annotation, cellular component: cytoplasm. Gene Ontology annotation, biological process: signal transduction. The transcript is spliced from 5 exons.